Triticum aestivum (bread wheat) is the source of this 2472-nucleotide messenger RNA. RefSeq lists its product as uncharacterized. Bases 365 to 2260 code for a protein of 631 amino acids. NCBI's taxonomy places the organism in Eukaryota, Viridiplantae, Streptophyta, Magnoliopsida, Poales, Poaceae. Gene Ontology annotation, biological process: regulation of DNA-templated transcription. The transcript is spliced from 2 exons. The record is from RefSeq and is a predicted model, not a curated record. Gene Ontology annotation, molecular function: protein binding; DNA binding.
GGCUCCUUUUAAUCGUAAAUCGCAAUUAAGCUUAUCCGGACCAUAAUUAGCGAGGACAGCGCCCCCUUUUCUACGUUUGAAGUUUUGCAGUAAAAGCUGAGGGUUGUUUGUGUUGGGUACAGAAAUUACUGAUAUUUAACACUUCACAUUUCCCUCCACUAGACCAUCUCCCUGCACAUGGCAGAAGCAGAGUGUGAGAGAAUGGGAAAUCCAUUGUGUUUAGAUCAUUGGAUCAUUUUCCUCGUUCUGCUUCUUCCUCAUUCUACUUCUUCCCCUGCAUGCUGCUGCAAAGAUCGACGCGUAAUGGAGUAGAGCAAGUAGUAGCGGCAGCCGCAGCUGCAGAAUUGUAGCGUUUUCUCUGCAGAUGGGCAAGGCUGGCAGGUGGCUCAGAAGCUUCCUCACCGGCAAGAAGGCCAGGGACAAGGGGACAGACGACGGCCUGCCGGCGCCGGCCAAAGAGAAGAGACGCUGGAGCUUCCGGCGUCCGGCGGCGUCGGUGAGCGCCAGGGACACGAUCAGCGCCACGUCCGGCUGCCAAGGCAAGGGCCAGCUCGCGUCCACGUCGUCGCACUGCUUCUCGGAGGUGCAUGCGGUGACGGUGCAGGACCAGCAUGCCGUCGGUGCUGCUGCGCCGCACGAGGUCGCGAUCACCGCGGCCAAGGCGCCGCCGGAGGGCAGCACCUGUGACGCCGAGGAAGCCGCGGCCGUCAAGAUUCAGUCCGCCUUCCGAUCGUAUCUGGCGAGGACGGCACUGUGCGCGCUGCGAGGGAUGGUGAAGCUGCAGGCCAUCGUGAGGGGCCAGCUGCAUAAAUGUGUAGCCUACCAACCUGCCUGUUUACGCUCUUACGAUACGAUCUGCUACGAUACGAUCGGGACAGCGGUCGCCCACGCUGCGCUCCGCUGCGGCAUGAAGUUCAACCCGACGCCCGCGGUGGCCACCGGCUUCUACCUCCGGCGCUGGGUCCUCCGGCAGCAGCUGCCGGACACAGCCCGCGUCAUCCGCGAGGCGAGGGUUUACGAUUCGGAGCCCAAGGACCUCGCCGCCGUGUUCCCUCGGCUUCCCGGAACCCAUGACCGCUUCUUCUUCACCACGUGCAAGCGCCAGAAAGCGGGGCGCGGCUACAGGAUCUCGCGCACCGCCGGCUCCGGCGCUGGCGGAUGGGCCUCGAACGGCAAGAAGGCGGUCCAGAAUGACGCCGGCGAGACGAUCGGCUUCCUCGACACCCUUCGCUACUCGUACAAGGACAAGAACAAAGAGUCCGAUUGGUUGAUGGAGGAGUACCACAUCUGCGGCCUGGACCAGUUCGCCGUCGACGACAAGGGGGAGGAGCGCGUCCUCUGCAAGAUCUACGUCUCGCCCGGUUCGAAGCAGGGGUCCGUCACGCGCCAGCAAUCUGAAGCAGGGGAUCAUCUUCUUGUUGAACGUGGAGUCGCCGGAGCACACGCCGCAAUGGUCGUGCAGCCGCAACCGCCGCGUCCACAUGAACCACGGCAGCCGCGGGUGAACAAGAAACCAGCGUUCCCGCGUCCGCAAGAAGCCAGGAAGCCGCAGGUGAUCCAGAAGCCACCGCCGCCGCGUGCCCUUGAUAAACGUCGCGUGCCCACGCCCACGCAGCAGGCGCCAAAGAGGCGGGCGCCUCCCAUCGCCGAGCCGCCGCGCCCCAAGCGGAUCCGCGCUGCUGCUGCUGUGCCCGCGUCCGCAGCACUGUCGGCUGUCAACGUGGCAGUUCAACAAGCCAUCGGUGGGUGGAACUCUCCGAAGCGACCGUCCUGGAAUCCUUCGGAGCCGCCGGCUUUCCUGUCGGCGCCGCCGCCUCAGCGCCACGCGACAAUAAGCCCUCGUAAAUCACAUCCCGCGCUGACCAAGGACAUGGACGACUUCGCGAGGUCACUGGAGGUCGAUCUUGAAAUGGCAGAGGACCAAAGCACCAUCCAGCAAGGAGGCCACCAGAGCACGAGCGGGUCGGAGUCCCAGCCGCCGGAGGUCGACAUGAGCGACUUGUUGAGCUGGUUUGAUGCUGACGCAGAAGAGUUGGCAGAGACAAGGGAACACGUCCAAGAUGAACAAGAAGACCAGCCUGAGCAUGCGAGGUCACUGGAAGGCUUGGUGGCUGACGAGCGAGGAGACGACGUGAUAGCACAAGACCUGUUCAAUGCGCUCAACAGCAUCGGCAAUGGCGAUGAUCUGAUCAGCGACGGUGGAGACACGGACGAUUGGCUCAGCCUGCCUCUUUCAGCCUACAAUGGCAUCAUGUACUAAGUACAGUAGCUCAAGGAACGGAGACUCUAAUUUGCUCCUCUGUACGUACGUAUCUCAAAAUUUGUCAAACUGAUGAUACCUCGUACAUUGUUGUGGCAAUCAUAUCUCAAUGAGUUUUGGUUGUAUGAAAAUGGAUAUCUUGAUUAAUAAUAUAUUCACUAGAACUGCAAAUGCAUAUUAUAUAUUGUGUAGUUCCAAAAUAUUUGUUGAAU